Molecule: messenger RNA, 732 nt
Organism: Macrobrachium nipponense
Lineage: Eukaryota; Metazoa; Arthropoda; Malacostraca; Decapoda; Palaemonidae
Product: protein AF-10-like
Biological process (GO): regulation of transcription by RNA polymerase II
Cellular component (GO): nucleus
Molecular function (GO): histone binding; nucleosome binding
Source: RefSeq, a predicted model, not a curated record
AUGCGUAGAGCAAAGGCAUUAUUAAAGGAAAUGGUGGGGGGCUGCUGCGUUUGUUCGGACGAGAAUGGCUGGACGGAGAACCCUUUGGUGUACUGCGACGGGCAGGGUUGCACGGUCGCCGUUCAUCAAGCAUGUUACGGCAUAGUCACGGUGCCGACGGGAGCCUGGUUCUGCCGGAAAUGUGAGAGUCAGGAGCGAGCCGCGAGGGUUAGGUGCGAACUGUGCCCGAGCAAAGAUGGAGCGCUCAAACGGACCGAUUCUGGCGGCUGGGCGCACGUGGUGUGUGCACUUUACAUACCCGAGGUCCGGUUUGGGAACGUCACUACAAUGGAACCUAUCAUGCUCCAGCUUAUACCUCAGGAAAGGUUUAAUAAGUCAUGCUAUAUUUGCGAAGAAAGUGGAAAGGAGAGUAGAGCAACGAUAGGAGCUUGCAUGCAGUGCAAUAAGUCAGGCUGCAAGCAACACUUUCAUGUCACCUGUGCACAAUCUAUGGGCCUACUGUGUGAGGAAGCAGGAAACUACCUGGACAACGUGAAGUACUGUGGUUAUUGCCAGUACCAUUUUUCGAAGUUACAUGGAAGUUUAUCUCCCCCUUUGCUGUGUUUCAGAGGUUCAUGUGGAAGGAAAGGUACUGUUGUUAUACCUUUAUCAAAGUGGAGAGUCAAGAUACAAGAUCAAGGGAAAAGAGAACUAGAUAGAGAGUUCAAAAAGUCUGGCAUUCAUGUAGGUUGA